This is a messenger RNA of Dendrobium catenatum, 714 nucleotides long. RefSeq names its product MADS-box transcription factor 31-like. NCBI's taxonomy places the organism in Eukaryota, Viridiplantae, Streptophyta, Magnoliopsida, Asparagales, Orchidaceae. Gene Ontology annotation, cellular component: nucleus. Bases 1 to 714 code for a protein of 237 amino acids. The transcript is spliced from 6 exons. The record is from RefSeq and is a predicted model, not a curated record. Gene Ontology annotation, molecular function: DNA-binding transcription factor activity, RNA polymerase II-specific; protein dimerization activity; RNA polymerase II cis-regulatory region sequence-specific DNA binding. Gene Ontology annotation, biological process: positive regulation of transcription by RNA polymerase II.
AUGGGGAGAGGGAAGAUCGCGAUAAAGAGAAUUGAAAACACUAGCAAUAGGCAAGUGACCUUCUCCAAGAGGAGAGGAGGGCUUCUGAAAAAGGCUCAUGAACUUGCCGUUCUCACCGAUGCACGGAUCGGCCUCAUCGUCUUCUCUGCUAGUGGGAAGCUCUAUCAAUACCAAAGUCCAGGUUCAAGCAUGGAAGAAAUCAUCGACCGAUUUCUGAUAGCUGAAAACAUCCAGUUCGAAAAUCGUAACAUCCACCAGCAACUCCACUGCGAGAUAACAAAAAUAAGGCACGAAACUGAUAGGCUUCAGUUGAACCUCAAGCAGAUUACUGGUGAAGACUUGACUGGACUAACAGUAAAUGAUCUCAACCAGCUGGAAGAGCAGCUAGAGUUCUCUGUUGGCAAGGUUCGCACGCGCAAGAAUGAACUCCUCAAUCAACAGCUUGAGAACCUCCACCGAAAGGUCAUGUUUGAGCACCAGGUGAUGAUGGAGCAACAACAUGAGAUUGAGGAGCAGAAGGAAAGGGAGAUAAGGGAGAUGGGUUUUCUCGAGCCCUUUGGUCAAAUUCUUGAUGAUUCUAGAAGCUUACUUCAUCUGGGCCCAGAGAUUCAUCCAUUUCAGCUGCAGCCUAUCCAGCCUAAUCUGCAAGAGGCUGAACUCCAUGGCCAUAGACGGCAACUCUGGCUGAAAGAAGCAGUCAUGGAAGUUCAAUAG